Messenger RNA from Lagopus leucura (white-tailed ptarmigan), 888 nucleotides. Its product is annotated as neuroligin-2-like. NCBI's taxonomy places the organism in Eukaryota, Metazoa, Chordata, Aves, Galliformes, Phasianidae. The transcript is spliced from 3 exons. Gene Ontology annotation, molecular function: neurexin family protein binding; signaling receptor activity. The annotation marks the transcript as partial. The record is from RefSeq and is a predicted model, not a curated record. Gene Ontology annotation, cellular component: synapse; cell surface; postsynaptic specialization membrane. Gene Ontology annotation, biological process: chemical synaptic transmission; postsynaptic membrane assembly; neuron cell-cell adhesion.
ACCGACUGGGCCGACCGCGACAACGGCGAGAUGCGGCGCAAGACGCUGCUGGCGCUGUUCACCGAUCACCAAUGGGUGGCGCCGGCCGUGGCCACGGCCAAGCUGCACGCCGAGUAUCAGUCGCCCGUUUACUUCUAUACCUUCUACCAUCACUGCCAGACGGACGCCAGGCCCGACUGGGCCGACGCGGCGCACGGAGAUGAGAUCCCGUAUGUUUUCGGGGUGCCCAUGGUGGGAGCCACCGAUUUGUUCCCGUGUAACUUCUCCAAGAAUGAUGUGAUGCUCAGCGCCGUCGUGGGCUGUGAGCGCGCCGACACGGGGGCAGCGGUGGAAUGCCUUCGGCGGCAGCCGUUCCGGGCCUUGGUGGACCAAGACGUGCAGCCGGCGCGAUACCACGUCGCUUUCGGCCCCGUGGUGGACGGCGACGUGGUGCCGGACGACCCCGAAAUCCUGAUGCAACAAGGCGAGUUCCUCAAUUACGACAUCCUGAUCGGCGUCAACCAAGGCGAAGGCUUGAAGUUCGUCGAGGAUUCCUUGGAGAGCGAAGACGGCAUCUCGGCGUCUUACUUCGAUUUCACCGUGUCCAAUUUCUACACCGACUGGGCCGACCGCGACAACGGCGAGAUGCGGCGCAAGACGCUGCUGGCGCUGUUCACCGAUCACCAAUGGGUGGCGCCGGCCGUGGCCACGGCCAAGCUGCACGCCGAGUAUCAGUCGCCCGUUUACUUCUAUACCUUCUACCAUCACUGCCAGACGGACGCCAGGCCCGACUGGGCCGACGCGGCGCACGGAGAUGAGAUCCCGUAUGUUUUCGGGGUGCCCAUGGUGGGAGCCACCGAUUUGUUCCCGUGUAACUUCUCCAAGAAUGAUGUGAUGCUCAGCGCCGUC